CAAGGAAUUGGGUGGAAUCGAUGGCUACCGACAAUCUCACAACCAAUGUUUUCUUGCCCUGAAUGUGAACAAUGCUGAAAAAUGACCUGCCAGAUAUUGGUAAAUGUCUCCAAACUCAGAUCGCUGAGUAGUUCACAAACGUUUAGGGCAGACAGCAUUUCAUACCCUGUUGAAGGCUGUAUGGGGAAGAAACAUACCCUUUGUGUUAUACGCCCUACAUGGAGAGCCUGCGAUCGUACUAUACUCUCCCCCAUAUCUCCAGCUCUUAUAACCGGCACCCUUAUUGGUCGGGACGGUCUGAAAUCGCGUGAUAAAUAAAUAAAUCACGUGACAGGACGACCACUAACUCGAUCCAGUGCUUACUCGACUGGGUUGAUUCAGCAUUCAGACCCGUUCACAAUGGCUGAAGUAAAUAAUCUGCGGUUUCUGUGAUGAUAUCACCUGUUCAGUUGGAUAAUAGUCAUUAGUGAUAAACGCAAAUUAGUUUUUCUCUGUAGUUCCAGUAUCUGAAACUCGUCAUGUCGGCAGGCGCGCAUUGCAGCCCUCUGGGUAAAAUGGCGAAAAUCACAGACUUUCUUUAUUUAGGAGGACUUGCAGCGGCCAAAACGGAACACUUGCUCAAAGAGGAGGGAAUUACCUGUGUUAUUAACGCAUCGAUGGAGGCUCCUGACGUGAGCUAUGAAUCUAUUCAAUGCACAAGGAUCAGACUUGAGGACAAUCCUACCUGCAACAUAGGGAUACACUUCGAUCUGGUCGCAGAUAAAAUCGAUAAAGUUCGGCGGGAGAGAGGCAAGGUCCUUGUUCAUUGCAUAGCCGGAGUUAGCAGAUCAGCAACUUUGGUCUUGGCCUACCUGAUGAAAUAUCAAAAGAUGAAACUUAUUGAUGCUCAUGCUUAUGUCAAACAAAGAAGGCCACUUAUUCGACCAAAUCCUGGUUUCUGGAAAGAUUUAGUGGACUUUGAAAAGAAGCUAUUUCAUAAAAACACAAUAAAUAUGGUGGAAUCAAAAGUUGGAUUACUAAUUCCUCAUAUCUACCAAGAUGAAAUGCGCAAAUUGGUGUGGUGACAAAAGAAGAAUUACUCAAUAUGUGCAUACAAAAGUUUUUAAUAUAUGCGUAAGGUUGCUCUGGAUGUAUCAUGUUGUUGUUUCUUUAGUUUAUGCAGGCAUGGGUUCAUACCAUUUUCCACCAUUUUACGCAAAUGGCUCAGACUUGUCAGAAUGACUCAGAAACCCAGGAAAGGGCUGGGACUUAAGGGAGCUAAAAUCGAAAACAAUUCCUGCAGAGCAUGGUCCCUGACCCCCCUAGAAGCUUGCACCUUCAGUGCUUGUUGUUUUGGAAAUUGGUCACCAUUUAUCAUAGAUCCAUGCCUGCUAUGAAUGUCAUGAGCCUGUGAUCAUCAUGACUAAACGUACCAACAAGGAAUUUUUCUGAGUAAUUGAUGUUCUGUUAAUUAUCAAAUUCCUUUCCUCCAUUAAACAUUUUCAAAGUCUUGCUAAGGCAAUUCUCUUGAGAAAGAUGUAAAUGCAUUCCUCACGAAUUAGGGACAAGAAGAAAGCAUCUGAGUCCUUGAGGAAAGUCAAACCUCAAGGUUCGACAUAUUGGUUAGUUAUUAGUAAUAGUUAGGCAUUAGCUGUAGUAGUCCACAUCAGCUUUAUUAGUUGCCAUAGUUCAACAUACUGAUCAAUUAAAGUGUGUAAACAAGUAGUAAAGAACCUCCAGGCAAAUAUAAGGAGACUGGCUAUUGGCUAGAUGAUUCAUGGCUCAUUUUUUGUAUGCAUCCUGUACACUGCUGGGACCAGCAAAUAUGUAAAAAGCACCCAGCUGUGUGGAGGGAGAAAAAUUGUAAUUAAUUUGUUAAAUGAGAUGAGGAAGAUAUUUAUUCAGGUGAGAUGGGAGUCAAGCCCAUUACAUUUUUGCUAAAUUCUCACCUGGAACAACAAUAAUUUAUUGUGAUAAUUGACUAUGUGUUGUUUUUCUGAACAUACACAUAUCGCAGGGGCAUAUCAGUACAACUGGCUUUUGCAGGCAUUCUCGUAAUCAUAGUCACAAGGAUAAUUUCAGGGCCAUUAAUUUAAAAACAAAAUUAAAUUUGAAACUAAAAUAAGUAAAUAGACCUAGAGGAGCGUCAAAUGGAUUUAUUGUAAUGUGUUUACUACCUAUAUAAAGUUACUGUAAUGAAAUAAAAGUUCAGCUUUUGAAACAAUAGGUACUCAGUGGGUACCUGUGUCAGCUGCUAUGGGAUGCAAUAUCUUUA
This is a messenger RNA of Orbicella faveolata, 2254 nucleotides long. RefSeq names its product dual specificity protein phosphatase 14-like. NCBI's taxonomy places the organism in Eukaryota, Metazoa, Cnidaria, Anthozoa, Scleractinia, Merulinidae. Gene Ontology annotation, molecular function: MAP kinase tyrosine/serine/threonine phosphatase activity. The record is from RefSeq and is a predicted model, not a curated record. Gene Ontology annotation, cellular component: cytoplasm. Gene Ontology annotation, biological process: protein dephosphorylation.